CCAACCAUCGACGUACGCCCCUCUCGUACGUCGAGCUAGCUUCAGUAGCAGGAGCGAGUCGAGAUCACGGAGGAGUCGAGUAGCUUCAGUAGUACGUCCACUAACCCAACGAUCGACGCCCCUCUCGUCGAGGAUCGUUGGGGUUGAGGAGCAUGAGGCCGUCGAUCGUGCUCUUCGGCGACUCGAUCACGGAGGAGUCGUUCGGGGAGGGCGGGUGGGGCGCGCACCUGGCCAACCACUACUCCCGCUCCGCCGACGUCGUCCUCCGGGGCUACAGCGGCUACAACACCCGCUGGGCGUCCCUGGUGGCCGGCCGCGCCUUCUCCGCCAUCCCGGCCUCCGCCGCCGCCGUCGCCGCGGUCACCGUCUUCUUCGGCGCCAACGACGCGUCCCUCCCCGACCGCUCCAGCGCCUUCCAGCACGUGCCGCUCCCGGAGUACCGGGUCAACCUGCGCGCCAUCUGCGCCCUGCUCCGCGCGCGCUGGCCGUCGGCGGCGGUCAUCCUCAUCACGCCGCCCCCCGUCGACGAGCGCGCCCGGGUCCGGCUCGGGCACCCGCGCAACGGGGACGCGUCCGGCCUGCCCGAGCGGACCAACGAGGCGGCCGGGCGGUACGCGCGGGCGUGCCUGGAGGUGGCGGCGGAGCGCGGGCUCCGGGCCAUCGACGUCUGGUCCAGGAUGCAGGAGUUCCCCGGGUGGGAGACGGCGUUCCUCCGGGACGGCCUGCACCUCACGCCCACCGGCAACCGGCUGCUGUUCGAGGAGGUGGUGUUCGCGCUCAGGGACGCCAACCUCAGCCUGGAGGCGCUCCCCGCCGACCUGCCGCUCUGCAGCGACAUCGAUCCAAACGACGCCGUCAAUUGCUUCGAGGAGGACUGAGAGAGGCCAUGCGGACGAUAAGGUGGUUCAGAAUUGAUUGAUGGAGCUAGAAUCGACCGACGCUGCUCAGGGAACUAUUUGUUUGUUUCCUUUUGUUUAGCUAUAUAUACUCCUAUUUGUUUUGUCCCUCGAUGUUGUACGAGAUUGUUCCGUGAGUUUGUUGUCUGCAUUCGUUAUUUGUUUGUUCCGAAUUGUGGAAUAAAUAUAUCGGAUUAAAUU
Hordeum vulgare subsp. vulgare (domesticated barley) is the source of this 1097-nucleotide messenger RNA. Its product is annotated as GDSL esterase/lipase At5g45920-like. The record is from RefSeq and is a predicted model, not a curated record. Gene Ontology annotation, molecular function: hydrolase activity, acting on ester bonds. Bases 153 to 878 code for a protein of 241 amino acids. The transcript has a single exon. Lineage: Eukaryota; Viridiplantae; Streptophyta; Magnoliopsida; Poales; Poaceae.